Arachis ipaensis is the source of this 2558-nucleotide messenger RNA. The record is from RefSeq and is a predicted model, not a curated record. Lineage: Eukaryota; Viridiplantae; Streptophyta; Magnoliopsida; Fabales; Fabaceae.
CUUAGUCUUUGUUGAAAGAAACUUCAAUAAAGCAACAGUCUAAUAACAUCACCACCAUAAUCCAGUGGAACAGUUACCUUAUAAAGCUUGGACGGUUAUCUAUGAAACAAUUUGUCUUCAUUGAAAGAUUGUGACAACAAAAGACUUUCCAGGCAGGCAAUGAUGGUAAAAAGAGAAUAGAAAGCAGUAAAGUUCACAUAGAGGCUAAUAAUUUUCAAUAGACAACUCAUAUCAUUAUAAGAACAAAACAGAAUUCCACAGAAAAUAAUAAUAACAACAAAACAGAAUUCCAAAAAUCCUAGAAUCCAAUGAGAGAUUUUUCAGGGUCCUAGAAUAUACUGAGGAUCCAAAGCUACAUUAGGCAGUGGAUAAGAACAAUAAAAAAUCAUACUUAAUGAGGUCCCUACAUGCUAGAAAUGGGAUGUUAUGUACAGCUCUUACUAGUAACCAGGGCCUUUCAACCACCCAUGAUCAUAUACUCGAGUCAAGACUCAAGACCAUAGACAUGAAAAUAAGAAUGCAUGAUACAGAGGAAUUCAUUCAGUAGAAAAUGAAUUUGUUUGUGCAAGGCAAGUUUUUCACUCCAUAUACUAUAGUAUAUGCCUCCGCAGCAAUUGAAACAUAUAUAAUAUAGAUGGUCAAAUCAUAAAAAAUCAUAAAGAGAAAAAGGUUCAAAUAUAUGUAUCGUUAAGUUCAAAUAAAACCCCUAAAAUUUAAUAGAAUAUACAAAAGAAGAAAACAGAGUAUGCAGACAGAGACAGGUUUCACAAACCUCGUACGGACCUGAAACCAAUGGAGUGAUGAAGAAGCUAUCGAGUUUGAAUCAAGUACGAGCUCAGUUCAUCAAGAACCCUAACCCCCAAUUCCUAAAUCCAUUGCUAGGGAAUCUCGCAACCUCAUCCAACCCUAAAGAUGCCAUCUUUCUCUACAACACAAUGCUUCUUCAUCCCUUCACCCACAACCACUAUACCUUCACCCACGCACUCAGGGCAUGUACCUUACUCCACGCGCGCUCCAAAUCCCUCGAAAUCCACGCGCACCUCGUCAAGACUGGUCAUUUCUCCGAUAUCUUCAUCCAGAAUUCGCUCAUACACUCCUACCUUCUUCAAAACGACGUCGUUUCCGCAAGGCAAGUUUUUCACUCCAUCUCUGACCCUAACGUCGUUUCGUGGACUUCGAUCAUCUCGGGACUCUCUAAGUGCGGAUUUGAAUCAGAAGCCAUCGAGAAAUUUGCCUCCAUGGACGUGAUGCCCAAUGCGGCAACACUCGUUAGUGCCUUGUCCGCGUGUUCUGCCAUGAAAGCUCUGAAAUUCGGCAAGGCGAUUCAUGGUUAUGGGAUUAAAACCGGGAUUAUUGAUGGGAACUUGACUUUGUAUAAUGCAAUGUUAAAUUUGUACGGGAAGUGCGGGUCUUUUGUGAAUGCAGAGAAACUGUUUGUGAAAAUGCCUAAGAGGGAUGUGAUUUCUUGGACGAGUUUGGUGAUGGCUUAUGCACAAGGAGGGCGUUGUGAGGAAGCUGUGGAUGUGUUUAAGAGGAUGGUGGAUGAAGGAGAAGCUGAGCCAAAUGAAGCAACUGUGGUCACGGUAUUAUCUGCAUGUGCUUCUGAGGGUGCUUUGAAUUUGGGGCAAUGGGUGCACUCCUACAUUGAUUCAAGGUGUGACCUUCUGAUUGAUGGUAACAUUGGAAAUGCAUUGCUCAACAUGUAUGCUAAGUGUGGUGACAUGAAAAUGGGGUUCGAGAUUUUCAACAUCAUUGUGCAUAAGGAUGUUAUCUCUUGGGGUGCCGUUAUUUGCGGCAUGGCGAUGAGUGGUCACGGUAAACAAGCGUUGCAGCUCUUUUCGCAGAUGGUGGUUCAUGGUGUUUCCCCUGAUGAUGUCACAUUCAUUGGUUUGUUGUCUGCAUGCAGUCAUGAAGGAAUGGUGAGUGAAGGUGUUAUGUUCUUCAAAGCUAUGAAGGAUACUUAUGGCAUUGAGCCUCAAAUGAGGCAUUAUGGUUGCAUGGUUGACAUGUAUGGAAGGGCUGGUCUUUUUGAAGAAGCAGAGGCUUUCCUUAAAGGUAUGCCUGUUGAAGCUGAAGGACCCAUUUGGGGUUCCCUUCUUCAAGCAUGUAAAGUUCAUGGCAAUGUGAAAAUGUCUGAAUGGAUCAAGGGACAACUCAGUAACAGAGAUAAUGUUGGUGUUGGUACACUUGCUUUGUUGUCUAAUCUUUAUGCAAGUUCUGAAAGAUGGGAUGAUUCUAAUAAGGUUCGAAGACGAAUGAGAGGGGUUGGAUUGAAGAAGAUUGCAGGGUGUAGUUGGAUUCAGCUUGAGAUGCCCACCAACCAGAUAUUGGCUUCAGAUUUAUGUGUUGCCUAGAGAACGUAAUGGUCAGGAUCAAUGAAUUUGUGAACUGUAUAAACCAAUUUUGAUUAUAUAAAUUCCAAAGGUUGAAAAAUAAGUGACCAUCCUCAACAAUUUUGUACUUCUGUAUAUAAUUAAGACUCAAAUAUGACCUCUUUUUCUAUUUUUAGGUGACUCAACUCAAAUAUGACUUAUUCUAUUCUUGUACAAUGCAGUUAA